Molecule: messenger RNA, 1433 nt
Organism: Populus nigra (black poplar)
Lineage: Eukaryota; Viridiplantae; Streptophyta; Magnoliopsida; Malpighiales; Salicaceae
Exons: 6
Coding region: 164-1081 (305 amino acids)
Source: RefSeq, a predicted model, not a curated record
GAUUCCAAUGUGUGUACGGAACCGAUUUCCCUACCGUAAAAUACCGAUGCCCCGCCUGCUCAGCUUUCACCAAUAACUAACUGACAAACCCAAGAAGGCGUCUAAAAGUACACAACCAUUCCAUUCACAAACAAGAAAUCUAUAUUGUAAAUAAAAAAAAAAUAUGGAAGCCCUCGAUCUUCUCUUCUCCAUCACUUCAACUUUCUUCACUUCUCUCGCCCUCUCUCUCCUCCUCGUCUUCCGCACUCUCUUCACGCGCCGCCCCUCCUCCACCAUUCCCUCUAAUGCCGUCUCCCUUUACCAAGGCACUGUCUGGCACGAACGUCGCCGCCCUGUCCACCACUCUUUCCGCUACUCGGUGCGCUACGCUUUGUUUGACCUCGACCACGCACGCGCACCUCUUGACCACCUUUCCGCCGAUGAAGCUCGCCAAGUCGCUCAGACCACCGGACCAGUUUUUCUGCUGACAAUACCUCCAAGUGUGGGAUAUGAACAAAAUCCACUGAGUUUGUAUUAUUGCUAUGACAUGGAUGGGUCUGCUCGAAUUCUCAAGAAAUGCAUUGCGGAGGUAACAAAUACUCCAUGGGGUGAAAGAGUUGUUUUCAUUUUUGAUCCAAACUCAGAUGUAGUGGCAAAACCAUUACAUGUCAGCCCUUUUAUGGAUAUGCAGGGGAAUUGGAAUAUCAAAGCAAAUGAUCCCACGGACAGUUUAUCUGUGUUUAUUUCAGUUCAGCACCCUGAGCUUGGUGACUACUUUGUGGCCUCAUUGAAAGCCAAAAGACUCUCCUCAGUGUCUGAUCAUGCUAUGUUCUUCUGGCUUAUGCCACAUAAAGUUGCAUUAUGGAUAUAUUGGCAUGCCUUAAAACUGUGGUGGAAAAAUGUUCAUUUCAUCCAACAUCCAAGAUACACUAACCCUACAUAUAGGCAGGAAGCUAUGAUCCGUGAUAAAAAACUUCAAUGUAAUCAGGCACUUGCAUGGGACAGAGGCAACUGUUUGCAAGUUGAUGGACAUCAUCCAGGAAAUUUGGCUGAUAGAAAACGUUGGUUCAAGUGGAGAGAUGCCAAAAGGCCAUGGUGUUGAAUUCUAGGGCAUGGAUUUUAACAUGAGAGACGCGGUCAAUGUUUGCUUUCGGGGAUCGAUAGCAGCCCAUUAAAUCAGUAGUCACCCCUCGAGGCACAUAUAUCGAUACCUACUCUUCUGACUCCACAACAGGGUGUCUUUCAGUCUUUUUGCUGUGGAAUGAAAGAAUGGUGGUUGAUUUGGAUGUGUAUUGCGCUUCUUCUUCUUCUUCUUCUUCUUCUUCUGGUUGUUGGGUUCCAGUAAUAAUAUCGAUCUUCAUUAGUGUUGGUUGAUUUGCAUGUAACCUAUGAGUUGCAAAACCUUCAAUGUUGGGAUCUCUUGUUGUUAUAUCCAAGUCUUGUUGUUAUUUUAA